Molecule: messenger RNA, 2088 nt
Organism: Triticum aestivum (bread wheat)
Lineage: Eukaryota; Viridiplantae; Streptophyta; Magnoliopsida; Poales; Poaceae
Product: putative F-box/LRR-repeat protein At5g02700
Exons: 3
Coding region: 49-1809 (586 amino acids)
Molecular function (GO): protein binding
Source: RefSeq, a predicted model, not a curated record
UCGUGCUCUUCUCCAACAAACUCAUCUCUUUUGGCGGCGGCCGCGGCCAUGGAUGAUGCGGCGGCGGCUUCCGCAUCCAAGAAGCGGAAGCGGGACGAGCCCGAAGCGCAAGAUCCCCCGGCGACCAGGGAUGGCGGCGGCGACGAGGGCCUCGACCUCAUCAGCCGCCUCCCCGACGAGCUCCUCGGCACCAUCAUCUCCCUGCUCCCCAGAACCAAGGAAGCCGCCCGAACGGCCAUCCUCUCCUCCCGGUGGCGCCACAUCUGGCGCACCACCCCACUCAACCUCGUCGCCAGAGGACUCUCCGGGCAAGAGCGCAAGCGCGUCGCCAUCGUCUCCAAGAUCCUCGCCGCGCACCCUGGCCCCGCCCGCCGCCUCGCCCUCUACGGCAUCCGCCUCGGCCGCGAACGCUACGCCAAGUUCAACGGCUGGUUCCGGUCCCCCGCCCUCGAUGGCCUCGAGGAGCUCGGCUUCACCUCCUCCGGUGACGCCUACUCCCGCAACGGGGGCACCAGGCCACCGCGCCCGCUGCCGCCUUCCGUGCUCCGGUUCGCGCCCACCCUACGCGCCGUCAGCAUCGGCCGCUGCGAUUUCCCCGAGAUUAAUGCUGCCCCAGCGCUUGUUCUUCCUCGGCUGAAGCAGCUCAAUCUGUACGACGUCGUGAUCUCGGAGGCGGCCAUCCACCGCCUGCUCGCAGGUUGCAUUGUGCUCGAGCGCCUUCAGCUUCAGAGCCUCCGCGGACUCAGCAUCGUCCGAAUCGUUUCACCGACUCUCCGGAGUAUUGAUGUCUCUGUAUGUUCCCACCCUGAAGCAGAUGUGCUGUCUCAGCAGCUUGUCAUUGAGGAUGCACCUUGCCUUGAGCGAUUGAUCUCAUGGGGUCCAGUUGGUGGCCCAAAGACAAUCAGGGUCAUCGUGGCGCCGAAAUCUCACGCUGCCGAUUUCCCUGAGAUUAAUGCUACCCCUGCACUUCUUCUCCCUCGGCUGAAGCAGCUCAAUUUGUACGGUGUCGUCAUCUCGGAGGUGGACAUCCACCGCCUGCUCGCAAGCUGCAUUGUGCUCGAGGCCCUUGACCUUCACAGCAUCCGCGGGCUCAGCACUGUCCGGAUCUUCUCACCGACUCUUCGGAGUAUUGGUAUCUCUGUAUAUUCCCACUCCAAAGGAGAUGUGUUUCAGGAGCUUGUCAUUGAGGAUGCACCAUGCCUUGAGAGAUUGAUUUCAUUUAAUGGAAAUGGCCCAAGGACAAUCAGAGUCAUUGGAGCGCCUAAACUGACAGUGCUGGGCUAUGUGUGUAACAAAAUCUUCAAACUUGAGAUUGGAACCACAAUUGUUAAGGAAAUGAUCCCCAUCAACUUCACCCUGCCGGUGCGCACAGUGAAGAUCUUGGCUCUAGAAUCCAUCGGUCCUAAUUUGGAUGCAGUUGUUGGAUUACUUAGAUGCUUUCCAUGCACCGAGAAGAUAUACAUCCAGUCAUUGGUUAGGAAGGAUAUGAAAAAUGUGUGGCAGCAUGAUAUACUCGAUCCAAUUGAAUGCCUUGUUCACCAUCUUGGAAAAAUUGUAUUGGAGGGCUAUGUAGGCAUGAGACCCGACGUUAACUUCGCCAAGUUCUUUGUUCUAAAUGCAAGGGUGCUCAAGGUGAUGAUAUUCGGCCUCUCUGAUGACCGCAAUGAGGAAUGGAUGGCUAAUCAACACAGGCGGCUGCAGCUAGAUAACAGAGCCUCUAGAAAUGCUCGAUUUGAUUUUAAAAGAGUUAAUGGUAACCGUAACAUGCACAUCCAUGAUAUGAGGAUGCCUGAUCCCUUUGAUAGCUAAAUAUGUCGACCAUGCUCACGGCUGCUGCAUGAGACUGUGAACUUCCUCAAGGCAGUAAGCUGAUCCCUUGCUGCUUCGUUUAUUUUCUUCUCUUUGGGGCUUGAGUGAGGAGGGCAUCAUUGAUUGUAAGCUGCCUUUUUCAUUUCUCUUAUGUUCUGUGCGGUUGUUGUGUUUUGUGCACCGUAAGGUGUUCAUUCAGCACACCUCUGUAUCUUGUGACCAUUUGGGGCCUUCUAAGAUGUAAUGCCUUUUGUCUAGAAAAAUGUUUUUGAUCGGUUU